Molecule: messenger RNA, 1965 nt
Organism: Moesziomyces aphidis
Lineage: Eukaryota; Fungi; Basidiomycota; Ustilaginomycetes; Ustilaginales; Ustilaginaceae
Source: the annotation of a GenBank genome assembly
AUGGCGCCGCUUCCCAACGCUCAGCAAGCCUCGCAGCAGGCUGCCCGAGCUGCUGACCGCGCUCAGGUCACCGCCAACAACACGGCCAACAAGCUGUCCAAGUGGGUCGAGGAGAACCGAACUCUCGUCAUCGCGCUGGCUACCGGCACUCUCGCACUCGGAGGCUACUAUCUAUACUCUCGAUCCUCGUCCAAGGCCAAGGCCAAGGGCACCGCCAGCGACAGCGACGACGAGGAGAAGGCAGGCUCCGCCGGUGGCGCCGCAUCCGCCUCGGCCAGCAAGAAGAAGAAGAAGAAGGGCACCAAGAAGAAGGCCGGUCCUGCGGCCGGCGGCUCCUCCUCGACCGAUGCAUCCGCACAGCGCUCGGACGGCCUGCCAUCCGACCCUUCCGGACCGCUGCUCGACGAGGCCACCGACGACCAGCUCGCCGAGCUGCCCGAGUCCGAGAUCCUGAAGCUGCCCCAGGAGAAGCGCGAGAAGCUGUCGCAGCACCUCAAGACGCUCGGCAACAAGGCCUACGCCAACCGCCAGUUUGAGAAGGCCAUCGCACACUACACCAAGGCGAUCGCCGCGCAUCCCAUGGCGGUCUUCUACUCGAACCGUGCCGCCUGCUACUCGAACCUCGGCAAGCCCGAGCAGGUGGUGGCCGACUGCGACGAGGCGCUCAAGAUGGACAAGGUGUACGUCAAGGCGCUCAACCGACGAGCCGUGGCCAAGGAGCAGCUGGGCAACCCCACCGAGGGCCAGGAUGGCGUGGGUGAGGACAAGGCCAAGCUGCUGUUCGACUCGCUCGCCGACUUCACCGCCGUCGCCAUCCUGGGCCAGUUCAAGGACCAGACGGCCACCGAGAGCGUCGAGCGCGUGCUGCGCAAGCUCGCAACGGGCAAGGCGCAGGACAUCCUCAAGAGCCGCGAGCCGAAGCUGCCUUCGCCCACCUUUGUCACAGCCUACCUCGAGGCGUUCCGCGCCAAGGCGAAGCCCGAGCUGCCCGAGCAGCCGAGCCAGGGCGACGAGACUCUGCUCAAGGCGUACGGCGCGUUGGAAGCCAAAAGCUACCCGCACGCCUUCACGCUCUUCAACGAGGCGAUCGAGCAGGGCCUGAGCAACGAGGAUCUGGAGGCCAACGCCUACAACAUGCGCGGCACGUUCAAGUUUGUCAUUGGCAACGCCAAGGAGGCGCUGGCGGAUCUGGAGCGCAGCACGACGCUGCGACCCAAGUACGUGCAGUCGUGGGUGAAGAAGGCGUCCGUGCACAUGGAGCUGUCAGACAAGGAGGCGGCGUUCAAGGACUUUGACAGGGCGAUCGAGGCCGACGCCGAGGACCCGGACAUCUACUACCACCGCGGCCAGGUCAACUUUAUCCUCGGCGAGUUCGACGCGGCGAUCAAGGACUACGAAAAGUCGACGUCGCUCGACGACACGUUCAUCUUUUCGCAGGUGCAGUAUGCGGUGGCGCACUACAAGAACGGCAACAUCGGCCACUCGACGGCGGCGUUCCGCAAGCUGCUGCGCAACUUUGACACGUCGUCCGAGGCGUACAACUACUACGGCGAGCUGCUGCUCGACCAGCAGAAGUUCGAGGAGGCCAUGGAGAAGUUUGACAAGGCCAUCGAGAUCGAAGGCGCCAAGCAGGGCUCGACCAACGUGCUGCCGAUGAUCAACAAGGCGCUGGCGUUGUUCCAGUGGAAACAGGACAUCACUGCGGCCGAGGAGCUGUGUCGCCAGGCGCUGGACAAGGACGAGGACUGCGACGUGGCGGUGGCUACGCUGGCGCAGCUCAGCCUGCAGCAGGGCAAGAUCCAGGAUGCCAUCGAGUACUUUGAGCGAUCCGCCAAGAUUGCACGCACCGAGCCCGAGCUCAUCAAUGCGCUCACGUACGAGAAUGCGUCGAGGGCGCAGCUCAAGUUCAUCCAGGAGUUCCCCGAGCAGGGCGCGGCGCUCGGUCAGAUGGCUGGAAUGCUCUAG